This is a messenger RNA of Globicephala melas (long-finned pilot whale), 1827 nucleotides long. It is a transcript of the gene CPA5, whose product is annotated as carboxypeptidase A5. NCBI's taxonomy places the organism in Eukaryota, Metazoa, Chordata, Mammalia, Artiodactyla, Delphinidae. Gene Ontology annotation, biological process: proteolysis. Gene Ontology annotation, molecular function: zinc ion binding; metallocarboxypeptidase activity. The record is from RefSeq and is a predicted model, not a curated record.
AGUGGAGGUGAAACUGGUGGUAGAUUUCAUCCAGGAACGUGGGAAUUUCACAUGCUUCAUCGACCUGCACAGCUACGCACAGCUGCUGACGUAUCCAUGUGGGUACAUGGUCAAAAAGGCCCCGGAUGCUGAUGAGCUGUGUGCCAUCAGGCCUACUGGGAAUAGGAAGAAGAUGAUGCCUCUUAUUUCUGAGUUUGCUGAUGAGGUGGCAAGGUGUGUAGCCAAAGCUCUGGCUUCCCUGUUGGACCCUGAGUACCAAGUGUGUCCUACCUGCACCACUGUCUGAGGAAGAUCAAGAACUCUAGGGUUGAGAGACCUCUAUCUACUCUUCAGGGGACAUGUUUGCUUACCUCUCAGGUGCUCUGCUGUCCUGAGGCCUGGCCGUGCCCGUGCACGAGGAGAACCCCUGAAGUUCACCUGGAGGAAGAAGCAUGCAGGGCUUCCCCAGAGGAAGUGUGGGCCGAGGGCUGUCCCCUGUGGACAGGCAGAUGCUCCUGGUCUGCAGCUUUGUCCUGGCAGCAGCUUUGGGCCAAAUGAAUUUCACAGGUGACCAGGUUCUUCGAGUCCUGGCUAAAAAUGAGAAGCAACUUUCACUUCUUAGAGACCUGGAGGGCCUGAAGCCUCAGAAGGUGGACUUCUGGCGUGGCCCAGCCAGGCCCAGCCUUCCUGUGGAUAUGAGGGUUCCUUUCUCUGAACUGAAGGACAUCAAAGCUUACCUGGAGUCUCAUGGCCUUGCUUACAGCAUCAUGAUAAAGGACAUCCAGGUGCUGCCGGACGAGGAGAGAGAAGCCAUGGUGAAAUCCCGCUGGCUGGAGCGCAGCACCAGUGGCUUCAGUUACUCCUCGUAUCACACCCUGGAGGAGAUAUAUACCUGGAUCGACAACUUUGUAACUGAUCAUUCAGAUAUUCUCUGGGAAAUUCAGAUUGGCCACAGCUUUGAAAAUCGGUCCAUUCUUGUUCUGAAGUUCAGCACUGGAGGUUCGCAGCGCCCAGCCAUCUGGAUCGACACUGGAAUCCACUCCCGGGAGUGGAUCACCCAUGCCACCGGCAUCUGGACUGCCAGGGAGAUUGUCAAUGAAUAUGGCAAAGACCACAUCGUUACAGACGUACUGAAUGCCGUGGACAUCUUUAUGGAGAUUGUCUCCAACCCUGACGGGUUUGCUUAUAGCCACAGCAUGAACCGCUUGUGGCGGAAGAACAAGUGCAGCAGACCCGGAAUCUUCUGCAUUGGUGUGGAUCUUAACAGGACCUGGAAGUCAGGCUUUGGAGGAAAUGGUUCUAACAACAACCCCUGCUCAGAGACUUAUCAUGGGCCCUCCCCUCAGUCAGAGCCAGAAGUGGCUGCCAUUGUGGACUUCAUCACGUCCCACGGGAACAUCAAUGCUCUGAUCUCCAUCCACAGCUACUCUCAGAUGCUCAUGUACCCCUACGGCCACUCUCUGGAGCCUGUUUCAAACCAGGAAGAGUUGUACAGUCUUGCCAAGGAUGCAGUGCAGGCCCUGUAUGAGGUUCAUGGGAUCGAGUACAUUUAUGGCAGCAUCAGCACCACCCUCUAUGUGGCCAGUGGGAUCACUGUCGACCGGGCCUAUGACAGUGGCAUCAAGUACUCCUUCACCUUCGAGCUCCGUGACGCGGGGCACUAUGGCUUCCUGCUGCCAGCCACACAGAUUAUCCCCACAGCCCAGGAGACGUGGAUGGCCAUUCGGACCAUCAUGGAGCACACGCUUAAUUACCCCUACUGACAAUACUGCUGAGGGCAGAGCCAGAGGGACGUAGGGCUCCCUGAACUGCAAUGUUGGCUCCAAGAUUCAGAACUGCACUGCUGGC